Molecule: messenger RNA, 10207 nt
Organism: Meleagris gallopavo (turkey)
Lineage: Eukaryota; Metazoa; Chordata; Aves; Galliformes; Phasianidae
Source: RefSeq, a predicted model, not a curated record
AUGUUCCAGCCAUUACUCUGCAUGUUGCCUGCACAUUUCAAAGAAAUUGAAGACCACGUGGCAUUUUUAAUAACUGUUCCAACAGCCCUAGCAAUUUUUUUUGCUAUAUUUAUCCUUGUCUGCUUAGAGCCUGUCUUUAAGAAGCUGCUCCGUGUAUUUUCGUUGGUGGUCUGGGUAUGUCUUGUUGCCAUGGGAUAUCUCUUUAUGUGUUUCGGAGGAAUCAUCUGUCCCUGGGACCAGGUAUCAUUUUUCUUGUUCAUUAUUUUUGUGGUGUAUACCAUGCUGCCCUUCAACAUGAGGGACGCUAUAGUUGCCAGCGUCUUGACCUCUGCAUCUCAUACGAUUGUGCUGAGCGUCUGUCUAUCAGGUACAGCUGUUAUAAAGGAGCACUUGGUUUGGCAGAUAUUGGCUAAUGUAAUCAUUUUCAUCUGUGGAAACUUGGCUGGAGCAUACCACAAACACCUCAUGGAGCUGGCACUGCAGCAGACAUAUCAGGACACAUGCAACUGCAUCAAAUCCCGGAUCAAGUUAGAAUUUGAGAAGCGGCAACAGGAGCGUCUUCUUCUUUCUUUACUGCCUGCUCACAUUGCCAUGGAAAUGAAAGCCGAGAUCAUUCAGAGGUUACAAGGUCCCAAGGCAGGUCAGCUGGAAAAUACAAACAACUUCCACAACUUGUAUGUCAAACGACACACCAAUGUAAGCAUCUUGUAUGCUGAUAUUGUGGGAUUCACUCGCCUGGCCAGUGACUGCUCACCGGGAGAACUGGUGCACAUGCUGAAUGAGCUGUUUGGCAAAUUUGAUCAAAUUGCAAAGGAAAACGAAUGUAUGAGAAUUAAAAUCCUAGGUGACUGCUAUUACUGUGUUUCUGGACUACCUAUUUCUCUUCAAAAUCAUGCCAAGAAUUGUGUGAAAAUGGGACUGGACAUGUGUGAAGCCAUUAAGAAAGUGAGAGACGCAACUGGAGUUGAUAUUAAUAUGCGUGUAGGAGUGCACUCUGGAAAUGUACUUUGUGGAGUUAUUGGGCUACAAAAGUGGCAGUACGAUGUGUGGUCACAUGAUGUCACUCUGGCAAAUCACAUGGAAGCUGGAGGGGUCCCAGGCCGUGUUCACAUCACUUCAGUCACCUUGGCACAUUUGAAUGGAGCUUACAAAGUGGAAGAUGGGGAUGGAGAUGUGAGGGACCCAUAUCUGAAAGAGCAUAAUGUUAAGACUUACUUUGUAAUCAAUCCUAAGGGAGAGAAGCGAAGUCCUCAGCACCACAUUAGACCUCGACAUACUCUUGAUGGAGCCAAAAUGAGAGCUUCUGUCCGCAUGACCCGGUACCUGGAAUCUUGGGGAGCAGCCAAGCCAUUUGCACACUUGCACCACAGGGACAGCAUGACCACUGAAAACGGCAAGAUUAGCACAACAGAUGUUCCCAUGGGGCAGUAUCAUUUUCAGCGUUGCAGAGAGAGAACAAAAUCUCAGAAAAGAAGAUUUGAAGAGGAACUGAAUGAGAGGAUGAUUCAGGCCAUUGAUGGAAUUAAUGCUCAAAAGCAGUGGCUUAAAUCUGAAGACAUUCAAAGAAUAUCACUUCUUUUCUAUAAUAAGACUCUGGAAAAAGAAUACAGAGCAACCAUUCUACCUGCGUUUAAGUACUAUGUGACUUGUGCCUGUCUCAUAUUCUUCUGCAUUUUUGUUGUGCAGAUUCUGGUAUUGCCAAAAACAUCUAUUCUUGGAAUUUCAUUCGGGGCCGCAUUUCUCUUGCUCUCUUUCAUUUUAUUUAUCUGCUUUGCUGGACAGCUUUUGCAAUGUAGCAAGAAAGCAUCAGCUUCACUGUUGUGGAUCCUGAAAUCAUCUGGAAUAAUUGCAAACCGUCCUUGGCCACGGAUCACUCUCACAUUGACAACCACUGCUAUAAUAUUAACUAUGGCUGUGUUCAACAUGUUUUUCCCGGAUAAUGCUGUGACAGCUUUUCCCCCAGUUCUUAAUUCGUCAAAUGCAAGUUUUCCUAAUUUGAGUAAUCAGACACGAUGGUGUAUACAAAACAACUGUUUUUUCCUACCGUAUUUCAUAUACAGCUGCAUAUUAGGGCUCAUUUCCUGUUCCGUUUUUCUGAGGAUAAAUUAUGAGCUGAAAAUGGUCAUCAUGUUGAUUGCAUUAGUGGGCUACAACGUUAUCCUUCUGCACACUCACGGGUCCAUGCUGGAUGACUACAGCAAAUUUAUGUAUGCAACAGCACCCCUAAAAAGGCCUGGAAUAUUGAAAGACCUGAAGACAAUGGGCUCAAUUUCUUUGUUUAUAUUCUUCGUCACGUUACUGGUUUUGGGUAGACAGAAUGAAUAUUACUGUAGGUUAGACUUCCUGUGGAAGAACAAGUUCAAAAAAGAGCGGGAGGAGAUUGAAACCAUGGAGAACCUAAAUCGAGUGCUUCUGGAGAAUGUGCUUCCAGCCCACGUAGCUGAACACUUCUUGGCAAGAAACCUGAAGAACGAGGAUCUAUAUCAUCAAUCAUAUGACUGCGUCUGUGUCAUGUUUGCCUCUAUUCCGGAUUUCAAGGAAUUUUAUACAGAAUCUGAUGUAAAUAAGGAAGGCUUGGAAUGUCUCAGGCUGCUAAAUGAGAUCAUUGCUGACUUCGAUGAUUUAUUGUCUAAGCCAAAGUUCAGUGGAGUUGAAAAGAUAAAGACUAUUGGAAGCACGUACAUGGCAGCAACAGGAUUGAGCGCUACACCCAACCAAGAACAGUAUCAGGAACCUGAACGACAGUAUAUGCACAUAGGAACCAUGGUGGAGUUUGCAUUUGCCUUAGUGGCGAAACUGGAUGUCAUAAACAAGCAUUCUUUUAAUGACUUCAAAUUACGAGUAGGUAUUAACCAUGGACCUGUAAUAGCUGGAGUAAUUGGAGCUCAAAAACCACAAUAUGAUAUCUGGGGUAAUACAGUAAAUGUGGCCAGCAGGAUGGACAGCACUGGUGUCUUAGAUAAAAUACAGGUUACAGAAGAGACAAACAAUGUCCUGCAAACACUGGGGUACAUGAGCACUUGCAGAGGAAUCAUAAAUGUAAAAGGAAAAGGAGAACUGAAGACAUACUUUGUACAUACAGAAAUGACAAGAUCCCUUUCACAAGGGAAUGUGGCAUCUUGAAGAAUGUUUGUACAUGUCAUUGAUACCAUAUUUUCAGGAAAGUAUCACGCACUUUUUAACUACAUUUGGCCCUUAACAUGCGUGCUAUUUUCUGAUAUGUGGCACUUAUUUUAAUAUGGCUGCAGAAUAGUCCCAUGAGCCAUCAUUUUGCACCUUGAUAUUCCUAUGUUCAAGGACAGUUGUGAUGUACACUAUAGGACUGGAAGAUUGUACUGCAACUUGCACAGUUAUUCCAAGACAAGAAAAGAAGGAAUAGGAAUUAAAAGGAGGUAACUCAUCCAGAAAGGACUAAAAAGAGAUGUUGGUGACAAACGUGGGGAAAAAAGGCAAUAAAGCUAGGGGUGCAUACUAUUUCCUGAUGCAUGGUGUUUUCUGGAAAAUACAGUCGCUCCCCAUAGCAUCCACUAAUCUGGUAUUAAAGCAUACAGUAUUUGUAAAUAAGUUUACUCGAUCCACACAUGAGUUGGAUGUGAUCACCAGUUGCAUCUCAUAGCCAGGGACACGUUGGGUGGCUUGCUGGCAUUCUUUCUGAAGAGAGAACUGACAAUGCUGGAAUAGUUUUGUACAAACGUGUCAAAUGUUUUGAAGCUAUUGUCUUUUGUAAGGUUAAUUCAUUAAAAGUUUAUAUGUAAUUUGUCUUACUGUUGCUGUCUCUUAGUUUUGCUUCCUUCUGUGGCUUCUGUACCUCUACACCUGAGCAUCUUCUGCUGCAGCUGCUAUAUUUUAUUCAGUGAUUAGAUAUUGAAGCAGGCUGUGGCCAGCUAUCUCCUUAGCUUAGGUCAUUAAUAUCUGUAAGAUUUGCUACUGCCUUUCAGAAAUUGAAUCAACUCUAUUGUCUUCAAUCUUUCUUAGUAUCCUAGGCACUUUGCAGUCAUUUGGUCCCUAGGUGACAGAGAAGACUUCAAGUCCACAAACAUGAAGGAGAACAAAGUGGAGGAUACUGGAGACAUAAGCAGUGUUGCUACUUUACAAUGGGCCUGCAGUGCUUAAACAGUAACUAAGAGAAGCUGUAGGAAAGAGGAAACGUGUUUUGUACUUUGACCACCUCAUCUGCCCUUGCUUGCCUUUAACUUAUCUUUACAGUGCCCAAUUUCAUGGGCUAUUUAAAAUAAUCAAAUUUAUCAGAACAUAAUUGAUACAGUCUGUCUAUUUUUGAAGAUACAAAAAACUGCUAUUUUGUGGAUAUUCAAGAUCAAUUUAAAUCUUGUUGAAUAGUAACUUGCAGAUUUUCAUAGAUGAGCAAAUGUGAGAGACUGAAAAAGCAGGUAAACAUGCUCCUUUGAAGGCACUACAAAGAUUAUUUUUGUUUUGCCAUUAUCAGUACAUGAUAUUAACAAGUCAUCAUAACAGGCUAACAAACCAAAAUUAAUAAAAGUCUCAUACUUAAAAAUAUAGCUAUAAUAUUUUUUCUGUCAUGGUAUUGAAAUGUAAAGAGUAUUCAUUGAACAAUCUUUCAGAUUUCAUAUUCGUGAAACAUUUAUAUACAUUUGUAUUGCAUUGGUGUCCUUUCAGAAAGAGUUCCCAAAAUAUUCCCAAUAUAAAUGGCAUCAGGCUGCACAGUCUCAUUGAGUGUGGCAAGGUUACCAACAGCUGCCAUCUGCCCUCAAGCAAACUGGAAUAGCAGUCAAUCUUGAAAUGUCUGCAUUUGGAAUAAAACAGACACCCUGAAACCCUGAAUUUUUAUUUCUUAAAUUAAAAAUUAAAUUAAAUUGGGAAAAUAGAAAACAAAUUAGAUUUUGAAUGUACUCUGAGCCUUUAAAACCAUUCUAGUAUUAUUACAGGUCAAAGCAAUUAUUUCUUACUGUGGAUGAAAACCCUGUAAGUUGAUUAUAUUGUAUUGUCAUAUCUGUGUGCAACUUUCAGGUAUAACCUGUACAUUCAGGGUUUUGUUUUCAUUCGUAUUCUUGCACAUUCUGUGCACCAUUAGUAAACUGUGUACCUAAUUUGAUAGACUUCUUUCUAUAAUUUUUAUAAAAGUUAAAGUAUAUUAUAUUUCUGUAACCCAUAAAAUGUUAAGUUAUUUGAAUAGCUGUGAGCUGACCGGUCCAAUGAAGUAUAAAGAUAAGUAUGUGCCCUCCAAGAACGUCUUGAUAAUGCCCUUGUCUGUGACACUCUGGUGCCCUUGUAAUACUCUGGUAUUCUCUCAUUUUGUACUUGCAUUCUAACUCUCGCUACUGUGUAGCCAAAUCCUGCUAAAGAACAAAAAAAUGGGCAAAAGAUGAAUAUACGUGUAGUAUGAUGCCCAAAGAAGGGUGCAUAUUAUCCUUUCUCCAGCCUUUAGUUGCUGAGUAUUAUUAUCUUUCUAGUGCCAAGAAGCUAUUUGUAUCCAAUAAAUAUUUUCUGUCUUCCAAAGCACUUUACAUCUACUGUCUGUACUGUGUUAUUCUUCCCUUGUGUAGACUGACCCAGAGAUCCUCUUUCUUCCUCUCCUGCAGAAAUUUUAUAUUCCACAAUAACUGGAUAUAACACUACUUGAGUGUCACUGUAGAACUUGAAAGUUUUCUGAUAAUCAUAUUUUCUGUGUAACUUUAAGUUUCGAGUUCUACAGCUUCCAUGUUGAUGCUACAGUUCACAGGUUGCUAGCAAGUCAUAAAGGUCAUGAGUUUCAAAAGCAGAAUGCAAGAGUGCUCAACAACAUGAGGCAGCAGCCACACAAUGAAUAUAAGAGUGAUUCACUGUGAUCUUGGAAACCCAAACGUGAACACUUUGGGAAUCUGCUGGAUUUCUUUAUCAAAGACAGUUCUAUGUGCCAAUUUAUGGAGGACUACCAAGGGGCAGGAAGAAAGACUAGGCUUGCAGAUAUUUUUCUUGCCUACAGAAGUAGUUGUGAUCACCUGUAAAGUAAUGCUAUCCAAAUGCUGUUUCUAGAAACAAACACUAGCAUCCUAUCUAUCCUGUAUGCAAAGCAUUAUUAAUUCUCUUCAUAUUCCUUUAAUGGUUUAUCUACUUCAUAAACUAUCUACAGACCUUACCUUUUUCCACUGAGGUACAGGUAGCAGUUCAGCCUGCUCAUUUCUAAACAGAAGGCUGUGCACAUUCGUAGGCAGAGGUGUUGAAAGUCUGUCAUAUUGUUUUCAGAACCUUGUAUCAGGACAAACAAUUAGCCAUAUCAUCAGGAAUAUUUAUAUACUGACAGAUUUACUGUUUUGCAUGAUGAUUACCUUGUCCUUUGAUAAUUAAUUUUCCUUUUGGUUGUACUUCAGUAUGACGUUUUUUUCCUCCUACAAGAGACUGUCACUCAUUCAGGGCCUUGAAGAAACAAGCACUUGUGUGAAAUGAAUGGCUUGACUUGAGGACCAAACCUAUUACAGCAGAAACUGGACAGUUUUAGAGUCAUCUGUGUUUCAGCUUCUUUUUCAAGGAUGAUGGCUCACAGCAUUUGUUGGAAAGGCUGUCUCUCCUUCAUGGCUCAGGAAUACAUGGCAUUCUGAUACAUGCUGAGGCCAAAGAGCAAAGACAGGAGCUGAAUUGCUGAGCUUUGAUUUAACAGCUGCCUAGCUAUCUCUGCUGUAAGUGCCACCAGCUUGAAACAGGUAUGUCACCUUGCAGUAGGAAGACUGCUACUGUGUUUUUUUCUGCAUUUCAAUAGCUUGUUUAGUUACAUGUCAUCUGUCUUCUUGAGUCCGUCCUGUCACCAUCUCUGUCCCAUCAUCAUCUCCCCUGUGACCAUUUGCCUCACAAAUUAAUUUGACGAAUUUUCUUGCUAAGUUUUUCCGACAACCAGUUUGAUAUUUCUGAACAGUCAUCCUGCCUUUGAGACAUUGUUGAAAGUAUAAAAGCUGUAGGGAGGGGAGCGGAAGUGAGAAAAGAGUUCAGUUGGAAGGAACAUCCAGAGAUCAUUUAGCCCAACUUCCAAAGCAUUCCAGGGCUUACCAAAAGCCAAGGUAUGUUACUGAGGGCAUUGUCCAAAUGUUUCUUAUACACUGAAAGCUUCUCUCUAAGAAGUCUGUUCCAAUGUUUCAUUACUCUUACAGUAAAAAAAAGCAUUGUGCUUUGUGCUUUUCCCACAUGUCCUGUCAUUGGUGACCAGGAACUAGAGCUUGGCACCUCACUCUGCACUUCCCCUCCUUAGGGACUUGCAGAGAGCAAUGAGGUCACUUCUCAGCCUCCUCCAGAUGAGACAACCCAAAUGUCCUUUUACCAGCCUUGUUGCUCUCCUCUAGAUGCUUUCAAGGACCUUAAAAUUUAUUUUAUAUUGUGGAGCGGCAGAUCUGCACAUAAUAUUCAAAGUGAGGCCACAUCAGUGCUAAAUACAUGGGGAGAAUCACCUCCUUUGAUCAGUUGGCUAUGCUGUGUUCAGUGCACCCCAAAAUGCAGUUUGCCCACUUGUCCACCAGUGCAUACUGCUGGCUCGUGCUGUCACUGGCACCCCCAAGACCAUUCCUCCUGAGAUGCUCCCCAGUCAUUCUUCUCCCAGUCUGUACGUGUAUCCAUCCUAGUUGCAGAACCUGGCAUUUUCCUUUGUUGAAAUUCAUGCUACUGAUCAUAUCUAAUCUUCCAAUCUUAUCUAGAUCCCUCUGCAAACCCUCUGAUCCCUCCACAGUCAACACCACCUCCCAGGUUAGUAUCAUCAGCAAACCUGCUAAGGAUGCAUUGAGCUUCUGCAUCCAGAUCAUUGAUAAAAAAACAUUAAAUAGAACUGGCCCCAGAACCAAGCCUUGGAGAAUACUGCUACUGACCAGCUGCUACUGACCAGCUGCCAGUCUAAUGUAGCCCCAUUCACAUGUAGGACACUUUAAGCUCUGUCAUUCAGCCAGAUCAUCACCCAGCGUAAUGUGAACCUGUUUAUCACACCAUUGCACAAUUUGUCCAAAAGGAUGCCAUGAGAGACAAUAUCAAAGGCCUUACUUCCAGAAAAAAUAUGUGCAAUGACUCUCCUUCACCCACCAAGUGGUUAGAGGACUUUUCCAUUGUGGCUAUGUUCCUUGAAUACCUUUCAGUAUCCCCAGAAUAACCUUCUCCAUAACUUUUCCAGGACCAAAAUGAGACUACUAGGUCUGUAGUUUCCUGGAUCUUCUCUCAUGCACUUAUAAUUUUGUGACCACCGAUAGAAAGUCACUGUUUAUCAGGUCACAGUCAUUCAACACAAAAGACCAGGUAGUCCAAGAUCUAUCAUUAAUACUAAAAACUAAGGCAAAAAGUCAUUCAAUGCCUUCACCACUUUCUCAUCCCUACUUGUUAGCUGACCAUCAAGUAUCAGUCCAAUGUUUUCCUUAGACAUCCUGUUGCUACCGACAUACUUAGAAAAAUAUUUUUUGUAUGUCUGACAUCACAGUUGCCACUGUCAACUAAGAUAAGCUUUGGUAUUUCUCACUUUUCCAUGCAGAUGCAAACUGCCACCUUGUACUCUCCCUCUGAAGCCAGACUUUGCUUCUAAAGCUCAUGUAUUUUCUUUUUCUGCCCUAGUUCCAGGAGGAUUUUCCUAUUCUCAAACAACAGACCCAAGGUGGCUCCUCUUAUAGUUGCUUCACUAAGUACUUGUGACAGGAUGUUACCUAUGCUUCAGAAAUUUUCAGACAUACUUGUCAUGAUAGUAUGAUAUUCCAAGUUUAUGUUUGGGAAGGUGAAGGUGAAGUCUCACAUAAAGACGAGGUAAUCAAUCCCAAAAUAUCCCCUAAUUGCCUGCAGCUCUUCUGUGCUACUGUCCUGGGUGGGCAGUAGACAGUAGACACCUAGAACAACUUCCACUUUGCUACCUGUCCCCUUAAUCCUCAUCCAGAAGCUCUCUGUCACAUCAUCCCUAACGUCAAUGACCAUACAGUCUAGUCUCUCCCUUACGUACAAUGCAACACCUCCCCCCAGCCUGCCUGGCCUACGCCUCCUGAGCAGCUGAAAAUCUUCCAUCCCAGCAUUCAGUCAUGGGACUCAUCCCACCAAGUCUCACAAUAAUAUCAGUGCUCUGGGAGAGGAACAAAUCUUCCAGUUCAUCCCACUUGUCUCUCAUACUAUGUGCACUAGUAUCUGAGCAUUUCAGAAUGCUCCUGAAUAUGCAGUGUUCUUUGGAAUGACACAGAUGAUCCCAUUAGCCUUGCUACCCUCAGAGAGUGCCACAUCAUCCUUUGGCAUACCCUCAGUGCUCCUAAUGGUAUCCCCUUCCCUCAUCGAUCCUAGUUUAAGUCUUCUCAAUCAGUCUUGCCAAGUUAAAGACUAAGAAACAUUUUCCCCACUGAGAUAGGUGGAAAUCAACUGGCACCAGAUCAUAGAUGUCUCUUCUUGUCUUGAAGUGUUUUCCAUGUCUAUAAAACCCAGCAUGUGGAGGCACCAGUCCUGGAGAUAGGCAGCCUAUCCUAUGACUGCUUCCUAUUGCUUCUUCACAGCACCAGUCUCAAUUUUGCUGCUGAGAGGUCACCUGACCCUGGUGGGAAAACUUGCAAAUACCUCUUCUUUCAUCUUUUCAAAUCUCUCGUCUGCCACACUGAGAGCAGAAUCAGAGAGAAACAUUUCAAAUGUGACUUCAGAAAUCCUGUGUAGCUUAGUUUAGACUUCUGGUGAACAAUUUCUUGUGGCUCUAUUUUACAGCUACAGCUUCAGCUGAACUGCUUUUUAUAAAAUGGUUUGCAGUCACUUGGUGCUCGUACUAAACUACAAAACAGCACUUGCACAGUGGCAUACAUAUCUCUGUGUAGGAAGCUGAUGUCAGACAACUAUUGUUUAAAACUCCACUGCUCACAUAUUCUGUAGUAAUUUGACUAAUGUUACAAGGAGAACCCAAAUUGGUAGAGAGAUAUUAUUAGAUAAGCAGAUGGAAAUUGUCAUGAAUGAUUAAAAGUCUAUAGAGUACAAAUUUAUCUCCAUUGCACUAGAAAAGAAGCAAGAUGCUAGCUACAUUAUUCAAUUUAUUAGUGAAUGGAGAAUGGAAGCCAUAUAGUAGAGAUGGGAAGUUUACAUCAUAUGUGGGUUCAACAUGCCUACAGGAAUUGGUUAUGAAGAUUUAGGUAUCCUGAGUGCUUUGUUUGUUUUUAAAUUGAUGUUCAGUAAAAAUCAAGACGUCUGAAAAACUCCUGUUUCGAAACAGCUUGCAAAAAAAUACUAACAAUUAUAAUAAUGGCAGUAUUGCACCUACGGCACUAAUAGUGCAAUUGCC